Carcharodon carcharias (great white shark) is the source of this 2301-nucleotide messenger RNA. RefSeq names its product leucine-rich repeat and fibronectin type III domain-containing protein 1-like. Lineage: Eukaryota; Metazoa; Chordata; Chondrichthyes; Lamniformes; Lamnidae. The coding region runs from base 10 to 2301 and encodes 763 amino acids. Gene Ontology annotation, molecular function: protein binding. The record is from RefSeq and is a predicted model, not a curated record. The transcript is spliced from 2 exons.
UGACUGACGAUGGAGAGGCUCCUCUUCUCUCUGCUCCUGCUCAGCAUGGCUGUCAAGGCUCAGAUUUGCCCAAAGCGCUGCAUCUGCCAAAAUCUGUCCCCUUCCCUCGCGAUCCUCUGUGCCAAAACUGGGCUUCUCUUCGUGCCUCCAUUUAUUGACAGGAAGACUGUGGAGCUGCGUCUAACCGACAACUUCAUUACCACGGUCAGGAAGAAAGACUUUGCCAACAUGACGAGCCUUGUCCACCUCACGUUGUCAAGGAAUACAAUCAGCCAGAUCAUGCCUCUUACCUUUGGUGACCUACGUGGACUUCGUGCUCUUCACCUGGACAGUAACAGGCUGACUAAACUUGUAAACGACCACCUGAAAGGUCUGGUGAACCUGCGCCACUUAAUCCUGAACAACAAUCAGCUCAACCACAUUUCUGAAGGAUCCUUCAAUGACUUCAUCACAUGCCUGGAAGAUCUGGACAUGUCCUACAAUAACUUGGAGCAAUUUCCUUGGGAGGCUAUUGCCAAAAUGGUAAACUUGAACACCCUUACCUUGGAUCAUAAUCUAAUUGAUUACAUUGAAGAAGGAACAUUCUCUGUUCUUCACAAAUUGGCCCGAUUAGACAUGACAUCCAACAGACUGCAAAAGCUUCCUCCUGAUCCCCUUUUCUUAAGGACUCAACCACUGAUUAAUGCCAAAGGCACUCAAACCACCUCAUUGAUGCUUAGCUUUGGUGGAAACCCACUGCACUGCAACUGUGAGCUGCUGUGGCUCCGACGCCUGACAAGGAAAGAUGACCUGGAGACUUGUGCAUCACCGCCUCACUUGAUGGGGAAAUACUUUUGGCUGAUCUCGGAAGAGGAGUUUAUCUGUGAACCUCCUCUCAUAACACGGCUUCACUCAACCAAGGCAUUUGUCAUGGAAGGGCAAGGCGUGACCUUGAAAUGUAAAGCAGUGGGGGAUCCAGAUCCCUCUAUUCUCUGGAGCUCACCAGAGGGGAAGCUGGUUUCCAACACAUCCAGAACAACAAUAUAUGACAAUGGAACCUUGGACAUUUUGAUCACGACACUCAAAGACAACGGCAUGUUCUCUUGCAUCGCUUCCAAUGCAGCUGGCGUAUCAGAUACCAACAUCACCAUUGGGAUCAUCCCACUCCCUCAUCUCGUCAACUUUACAAACCACGUGAAGGAACCUGCCCCGGGUUCCUCAGACAUCACCACAUCCACCAAAUCUGGAUCCCCUUCCAACAACAGCGACACCAAGAGUUUACAGGAUAAGAAGGUUGUGGCAACAGAGCUGAGCACAACAUCAGCCCUCAUCCGUUGGCCUUCUCAGCGCCCCAUUCCUGGGAUCCGCAUGUACCAAAUUCAGUAUAACAGCUCCACCGAUGACACUCUUGUUUACAGGAUGAUUCCAUCUGCAAGCAAAACCUUCUUGGUGAAUGAUCUGGCACCAGGAAGGGACUAUGACCUGUGUAUUCUGGCUGUCUAUGAUGAUGGAAUUACUUCGAUGACUGGUACUAGAGUGGUGGGUUGUGUCCAAUUCACUACAGAGCAAGAAUAUACCCAAUGUCAUUCGGUACAUACCCAGUUCCUUGGUGGGACCAUGAUCAUCAUCAUUGGUGGGAUCAUUGUGGCCUCUGUGUUGGUCUUUAUCAUCAUCCUUAUGAUCAGGUAUAAAGUCUACAACAACACUGGAGAACACAAGACUGUGGUGAACAAUAUGUGCUCACAGACCAAUGGGGGUCAGAAUGGAGGAAUGACGCGGUCCACUUCAAAGCUCGCUGAGGAUUCAGGUGAGUCCAUUCAAGAGAUUUUUGAUGAAUCCUCCAAGGGCUCGGUGACUGUGCUAUUAAACAUGUCUAGGGAAAAGGGCAAUUUUCCUCAAACUACAGCUGUGAUGACAGCAGACACUUUGUCUCACACACAAUGCAGGAGGACAAAGCCAAGUAUAGACCCCCAGAAAGAAGCUCAGUUGUCUUCUGAAGAGGGACAGUCAGAAGGGAGCACAACUGACUCCAGCUUGUCGGUUUGCUUGAUUAGGCCAAGCCAGGGCACUCUACCUCGAAGGGAGAAACAAACUAAACUAAGCAAUGUAUCUGUUCUGCCCUGCGAAAUCUCGAGAGCUCGCCAUAGACACUCGUUUGAUGGAGACUAUUCUCUAUUCCAGAGCCACAGUUACCCAAGGAGAGCACGGACUAAGACAAAUCUGACUGGCAGUGGGCAGAAUUUGAACUCUGAUGACACUGCUCUGGAGACCAAGAGAACAACCUUUAGCAGCACAGAAUGGAUGUUGGAAAGCACAGUGUGA